Messenger RNA from Magallana angulata, 2133 nucleotides. Its product is annotated as paired box protein Pax-6-like. NCBI's taxonomy places the organism in Eukaryota, Metazoa, Mollusca, Bivalvia, Ostreida, Ostreidae. Gene Ontology annotation, molecular function: RNA polymerase II transcription regulatory region sequence-specific DNA binding; DNA-binding transcription factor activity, RNA polymerase II-specific. The record is from RefSeq and is a predicted model, not a curated record. The transcript is spliced from 5 exons. Bases 206 to 1825 code for a protein of 539 amino acids. Gene Ontology annotation, biological process: regulation of transcription by RNA polymerase II.
GCUCAUGCGCACUGCCUGAUUCUUCAAUACAGGGUUAUCAGUGACUAUCACUUCGAAGAUUGGAAUCUCUAGGGUGCAGGAGUUUGAAAUUCCUCUCAGAAAUUUAUAUUUUAUUAGUGGCGAUUUGAUGCAAGACUGAAAGAAAUAGCUGUACAUCGUAUUGUGAUGUGCUUUUCUGAAUCCGUGCAAUAACUAAGGAUUGACAAUGUUAGCCACGGAAAACAAGACAAUAUCCGACAUUUCGAAAACACCUGUAAAUAUGACGUCACAACUUACCUUGGAUCACAUAGACAGUUUUCGCCAUGCAGUUACGGCGGGGCCCCGUCCAGUGGUCCCCGGGGGGACAGAGAUGAACAAUAACAAUUCAGUGGUGACUACACAGAAAGACUCGCCUCAGCUUCACGGGAGUUAUCUUCCCCUGUCCCAGGGGGUCUCAGGCAACGGGGACUUUGUAUAUAGUGCUCAUCAACCUUAUAAAUAUACUCCAUCGAACAAUAAUACACGUGCUUCACACCACGAAAGCAGAAUAAGCAAUGUUCAGAAACAAGAAAAUGGUCAUGCGUUGAACAACCAAACAAACUCAAUCGAACACGUGUCAAAUGCUCAUUCUUAUUCUGUGAACAACUUAAGCGGGACUAUUGUGCCAAUCUUCUACCGUGAUACGAGUACAAGCGAAGAAGAAUCUUCGGGAAAUAAAACCUCAAACAGAGAACAACAAUCCCUUUCAUCUGACCUGGAACAACCUUGCAAGAAAAGGCGAAUUUCGGAUCCCCGGGAAGCAACCCAAAAUCAAAGGACUGAAAUGAUUCAAAACCAGCCAGCAUCAGUGGUACACAGUGAACAAAAAGACAAGACAGACGUUUCUGUAUACCCAUAUCCGUCAUUAGGGAGUGAAAAUUUAGACAAUUCAGAAAAACUCCGGAAAACACCUGACCCAUCUCCAAACCAGGCUCAAUUCUACAAUAACUAUCCAUAUUAUCUACCUUUUUACCACCCGCCUCAUCACAGCUUGCCGACUCCGGACUCCCAACAGGUGCCCCAGGUAAACGGGACGACCUUCCUGACACCCAGUCGCCUGCAGAGUCCAAUCAUGUCGACUUACCAGACACCAAAGGUCAGGGCGAAGCAGACCUGUCAGAGACGGCUGUCCUCACCCACCGACUCUGAGAGGUCAUGUGACAGGUCAUGUGAUGAAGAUUCAGAAAUUGACGUCAUCAGCGAUGCCAGAGACACGAGUAUCACGGUUGAAAGUAAAGACAGUGACGUUUCUAUGACGUCAUUGAAGUCUUCUAAGUCGACAUCCCCUUCCGACAAUAGCAGCACCGGAUCACCCUCCACAAUUAGCCCGGAAGACGGUUGUCGCAAAAAGACCAGGACUAAUUACACACCUUUGCAGGUGCAGACUCUAGAGAAGGUAUUUCACGAAAAUCCAUACCCAGACGCUGAGAAAAUGGAACAGCUCUCAAAAGAACUUGACAUUCCGGAAAAUAAGUUGAAGGUCUGGUUCCAAAACAAGCGCGCCCGCUGGCGCCGGAGGAUGAACGACAACGCCCACCAGGUUCCCCGCUACAUGGGCUUCUCCCCGAUGAUGUCGCCCAUGUCAAACUUUGGGUUCAUGGGCCACAUGAUGCCCCCGCCUAUGUCCCCCGCACAGGUGGUUCCUGGCCAUUUUGUCCGUCCUGGUCCACCCACUUCACCAUCGACUACGUCACAGAGUCCGAAACAGAACUCACAAGUGACCCCACCCCACCAAACACGAGGUCACUUUCCCCAGUACAUGCCAGUGUACCCCUAUGGAAUGUUUUCACCGUAUUACUACAGCUGAUUGUGAAUUUUAAGCGAGUGCUUUAUUUUUUUAAUCUUAUGAGCACGUUUUCUGUCCCGCCAUUUUGUCAAUAAAAUAGUUAAGUCGCCUGUUCUUCGUCACUGAAUUCUUAUUAUGUGUAAAUAUGUAGAUAUGUACAAACACCUGCUAUAUUCUAAAAGAGCUUUUGCUUUGUAUAUUUUAUUAUAUCAUUAUUUUUUUACAUCUUAUAUAUUAUAUCUGAUAUCGUCGCAUGAAUGAAAAACUGUAUAUUUUACACUGAAUUGUAAAUAAAAUUGUAUACUGUAUUAAAUAUCUACAAAAACUUA